AUGCCGAGGGCUGCCGUCGGCAUAGCCCUGACCCUCGGCAUAGCCUCUAGGGUUAUGACCAGGCCGGUCGAGUUGGUCGAGCCGGACCCACUCAACAUCUCCACGCACAACUCUCCCCCGCGCGCCGCCAGGAGCUGCUCUCCCGCUGCUGCUCGCCCCCGCCGCCACCCUCCCUGCCUCGCCGCCACCCUCUCGUCGCGCCGCCCUCCUAUCGCGCCGCCCCUCCCCGCCUCGCCGCCACCCUCCUCGUCGCGCCGCCCCUCCUCCCCCCGCCGCUUCUCCCCCUCCGCUCCUCCCCCGCUGCGCUUCUCCCCUGCCGCGCUACUCCCCUGCCGCUGCUCCCCCACCCCAUCGCGCUGCUCUCCUCCUCCUCCUCGCGCCCGGCCCGCCGUCCCCUGGCCGGCCUCCUCCUCGCGCCCCGGCCUGCCGUCGCCCUGCCAGGCCCUCUUCCCUGCAUACGGCCAUGUCGUGACCGCCUUGUCAUGA
Messenger RNA from Lolium perenne, 486 nucleotides. NCBI's taxonomy places the organism in Eukaryota, Viridiplantae, Streptophyta, Magnoliopsida, Poales, Poaceae. The record is from RefSeq and is a predicted model, not a curated record.